Funneliformis geosporum is the source of this 227-nucleotide messenger RNA. The record is from the annotation of a GenBank genome assembly. NCBI's taxonomy places the organism in Eukaryota, Fungi, Glomeromycota, Glomeromycetes, Glomerales, Glomeraceae.
ACAAAAAUUAUCAACAAUGGUACACUGCUUACCAACUUACUAAACAAGAUCUUGAAGAAGCGAAGAAAAAAAUUGAGAAAUUAAAUGAUGAAUAUGAGGUGGUAAACAAGGAAAAUGAAAUGUACAAACGUGAAAAUGAUAUUUUGAGAGCCGAAAAGCGGUUGUUGGAAUAUGAAAAUAACGAACUAAAAGAAGAAAAUCAAGAAUUGAAGAGAAGGAGAAUUUAA